AUGAAAUUAGGAUAUAAUGAAAUAAUGAUAACAUCAAUGUAUUUUAAUGAUAUUAAUGAUUUUAUUAAUUUAGAAAUAGGAGUUAAAAGAUUUCAAGGAAAUAUUGAACGAUUUCAUUUUAAUCCAAUUCCUUUAAAUGAAUAUUCAAGAAAAUUGUUUCCUAAUAUUGAAACAUUUCAUAUUUAUAAUAAAUAUGAAAAAAUAUUUAAUGAUGGAAGAAUAUUUAAACAAGCAAUAUGGUAUUUAGUAAAUUAUUCAACAUAUUUAAAAGAGAAAGAAGCAGGAAAUUCAUGUAAAAAUAUAGAAUAUACAAAAGAAGAUAGAAAUAAAUAUGGAAAUACAAUACCACCAGAAGUUAAAUCACUUAGGUGUAAUUGUUUUAGAUACUGUGAUUCAUUGACAACAAUUAAUAUACCAACAUCAAUUAGUAAAAUAGGACAUUUUUGUUUUAAUAGAUGUACAUCAUUAACAACAAUUAAUAUACCAUCAUCAAUUAAUGAAAUAGGAGAUGCAUGUUUUAGAGAUUGUUAUUCAUUAACAUCAAUUAAUAUACCAUCAUCAAUAAGUAAAAUAGGAAAUUGUUGUUUUGGUAAUUGUUCAUCAUUAACAACAAUUAAUAUACCAUCAUCAAUUAGUAAAAUAGAAAAUAGUUGUUUUUAUGGAUGUGAGUCAUUAAAAUCAAUUAAUAUAGAAAAUCUACAAUUUAUUAGUGAAGAAAGAAUAUUUAUGAAUGAACCAGUGUUAGUUAGUAUUAAAAUACCAGAUACUCUAGAAAUAAUCAAUGAAAAGAAUAUUGAAAAUAAAGAUAUUAAUGAAUUUAUUAUUCCAUCUUCAAUUACUAAAUUAUGUGAUUAUUGUUUUAAAGAAUGUUCGUCAUUAACAUCAAUUAAUAUACCAACAUCAAUUAUUAAAUUAGGAGAUAGGUGUUUUAGUGGAUGUACAUCAUUAAUAUCAAUUAAUUUACCAACAUCAAUUAAUGAAUUAGGAUGUGAUUGUUUUAGUUAUUGUUUAUUAUUAAAAUCAAUUAAUAUACCAUCAUCAAUUAAUGAAUUAGGAAAUUAUUGUUUUGCUAAUUGUUCAUCAUUAACAUCAAUUAAUAUACCAUCAUCAAUUACCAAAUUAGGAAAUUGUUGUUUUAAAGGAUGUUCAUCAUUAAAAUCAAUUAAUAUUCCAUCAUCAAUUAUGUCAUUUGGAGAUGGUUGUUUUUAUGAUUGUGGAUGUAAAGAUGAAUUAAAGAAAAAUAAAAGAAUACCAAGUUUUUGUUUUAACAAAUGGUGA
This is a messenger RNA of Entamoeba dispar SAW760, 1278 nucleotides long. RefSeq lists its product as uncharacterized. The coding region runs from base 1 to 1278 and encodes 425 amino acids. The transcript has a single exon. Lineage: Eukaryota; Evosea; Mastigamoebida; Endamoebidae. The record is from RefSeq and is a predicted model, not a curated record.